AUGUCGUCGUCAGAAGUCACUCGAAAGUCAACGAAAGGCCAGGAAGUGACUUCCAAGCAACCACAAUAUGCUCGUGAAGAAAAGGAGCAAAGUGCAAGCGCAAGUGCAAGCGCUGGGCUCAAUUUGAACCUCUUUGGCGCCAUCUCAGGAGCUUUCUCUGGCAAGUCGAAGAAGGAAAAGCAAGCCGACGGUAGCGAAGUCGAACACAGGCAGGAUAACUCGGCAAUCAAGGGUGUAGCCAUGGGCAACGGAAGUGCUGCUGGGGCUGCCAAUGCCGAGACACAUGGCAGAGAGAUGCGCGAGCGUAUCCUGGCUGGGGAUAAAUAG
Molecule: messenger RNA, 327 nt
Organism: Aureobasidium subglaciale EXF-2481
Lineage: Eukaryota; Fungi; Ascomycota; Dothideomycetes; Dothideales; Saccotheciaceae
Exons: 2
Coding region: 1-327 (108 amino acids)
Source: RefSeq, a predicted model, not a curated record